Prorocentrum cordatum is the source of this 417-nucleotide messenger RNA. The record is from the annotation of a GenBank genome assembly. NCBI's taxonomy places the organism in Eukaryota, Dinophyceae, Prorocentrales, Prorocentraceae.
GACCUGCCGCCCGUGGCCUACCUGCCAGCCGUGGACCUCCGCGACUGCGGCGACAAGGUCCGCAUCCUGAGCAGCCGCGCGGACGCCCGCGCUGGCGGUGCUCAUGGGGACCAGGGGCUUGUUCGUGCUGCGGGGCGAGAGCCGCUACGGCGACAGGACGUCCUCGGCGCUGGCGGUGGGCCGCACCCCGCGGCGGCGCGGCAGGCGCUGCCGCCUGGCCCCGGGUCCGCGGCGCCGCGCGAUCGGCGCUCGGAGCCCGCAGGCGACAUCCAGCAGCACGCCGAGCGGGCCAUCGCCGCGCGGGCCGGGCAGGCCUUCGCGAGCGCGGCCGGCGCCGAGCACGGCCUGGCGGGCCGCUGGCCAAGUGGCGACUUCAGCUUCAGCCCGACGAGGCGCGCCACCGUGACCGGCGGAGAG